GGUAAUCAACAGCAAAACUUGGAACGAGAUUCAACUCACUUGGGCUACCAAUAUCCUCUUCCACUCUUAAAAAAACACCAUGAUAAGCCGCCAUAUGCACUCGUAAUCCAAAAACCGAGCAUAACGUUGUUGAACACUCCCAGCAGCCUAUACGGCUAUUCGGUACUCCGUUACCAGCGAAAACGCACAAGACCAAUAAGCCAUUAUCAAGGUCGUAUGGUGGUGAAUUAUCGUCGUCUUUUCGUAGAUCUGGACAACAGUUCAUCAAGUGGGCAUACAUCGCAUUAUCUCCUAAGCAGAGGCAUUGACACCUUCUGCACAUCAACACUUUCGAGUAGAGUCCGCUGGGAAUGUGAUUGUGUUUUUUUGAUAAAGGUUUUCCUCCGGCGAGCCUGCAGUACUUAG
Messenger RNA from Haemonchus placei, 405 nucleotides. The record is from the annotation of a GenBank genome assembly. Lineage: Eukaryota; Metazoa; Nematoda; Chromadorea; Rhabditida; Trichostrongylidae.